CACACACACACACACACACACACACACACACACACACACACUCCUUUCUCUCUAUCCCCUGUCUCUUUCUCUCUUUCCCUCCCCAGUUUAGCAAGUGGCGCGCACUUGCCCCAGGGGCGUUCGGAUGCUCGGAUGCAAAUUGUCGACAUUCAACUUUUAGGGGCUACGGGUGGCUGCUGCGGCUGCAGUUUGACUGUGGAGCCAAGGGCUACUGGGCCGCCUGGCGCUCACUGGGCGCGCGGAACUACGCCAGGGCCACCGCCGCUGCCCUCUGCUGCUGCUGCUGCUGCUGCUGCCGCCGCCGCCGCCGCCGCCGCCGCCACCGCUGCCGGGCUACUGCUGCUGCUGUGAGCGCAGCCCCGUGCGCUCAUGUCAUUCUGCUGUAAGUGACUUCAUGUGAUGUCAGCUAAAUGUAAAAGACAGUGAUCUCACGCGGAGGGAAGAUGUUGGCUAUCAAAAUGUGACAGUGUAGCCCUGCUGCAUGCCUCGUACGCAUCUCUCUCCUCGGCGCCGGGGGAGAAAGAGUUAGACCAGAGCAACGUCGCCCGGGAGGGAGGCCGGCUUCGCCCCCCACCCCCACCCUCUGCGCCCCAGCACCCCUGCUCCCUUCCUACCACUGGGACCCGCGGUAACUUUUCCUCGAGAUGGCGAGCUCGACUUCCCUCGAGACCAUGGUCCCGUCGUCCUGUUCCCGGACCGGCGCCUCCACUGCCACGUCCAAAACCUUGGCCUUCUCCAUCGAGAGGAUCAUGGCCAAGACUUCGGAGCCCAAGCCCCCCUUCGAACCCCGUGGGCCAGGGGGCCUGGAGGCGGACGGGGGCGCCAAGAAGAUGCUCAGCCUCUGCUCGUCCUUGCCUUGUAUGAUUCCCAUCCAGCCCCUGGGCUACGAGAUGCCCUCCAAGACUCUGCUCAACUACACGGAGCUUUGGAAGAGUAGCCUCCGGGGCGGCGGAGGUGGUGGCGGAGGUGGUGGUGGCGGUGGGGGCAGCGGGGGACCCCAGCUCUGCGGUGCCAGCGGCUUGUGCAAAGCUAACUGCGGCAUGUGCUGCAAAGCGGAGCUGAGCCUGGCCCCGUCCGUGCUGCCCACCGGCAGGGUCAUCAAGCCUCAGGUCAUCAACCAGGCCGUGGGGCUGCCGGCCAAUGGCUCGCUCUACUACUUCAACUACCUGGAGUCCUCGGCGUAUCCCCCGUCGGAGCUACUCAAUGGGCACCUCUUCCCCUCCAGCAUCCUCAACUCCCAGUCCCCGGCGUCCCUGGCCACCCACCAGAAACUCUUCUUGUUGGAGAACGCUAAGCUGGCCACGUUGGCCGCGGACAAGUUCCCCCAUGCCCCUUACCCCCACAAAGAGCGCCUUCCCGGGCAGCUGGACCAGGUCAUGAAGGAGAACACGGCAUUGACGGCAGAGCGGAACGGGGCCAAGAGUCACGGCAAACUAGCGGCGAGCUCCGCCGACGGCAAGCCCAAGAACUUCACCUGUGAAGUGUGCGGCAAGGUGUUUAACGCUCACUAUAACCUCACUCGUCACAUGCCGGUCCACACGGGAGCCAGACCGUUUGUCUGCAAAGUUUGCGGGAAGGGCUUUCGGCAAGCCAGUACCUUGUGCAGACACAAAAUCAUCCACACCCAGGAAAAACCUCACAAAUGCAACCAGUGCGGCAAAGCCUUCAACCGGAGCUCCACGCUUAACACGCAUAUCCGAAUCCACGCAGGCUACAAGCCUUUCGUCUGUGAAUUCUGCGGGAAAGGGUUCCACCAAAAAGGAAACUACAAAAAUCACAAACUGACCCACAGUGGGGAGAAACAAUACAAGUGUACCAUCUGCAACAAGGCCUUCCAUCAGAUUUAUAACUUGACUUUUCAUAUGCACACCCACAACGACAAGAAGCCUUUCACUUGUGCCACUUGUGGGAAAGGAUUUUGCAGAAACUUUGAUCUAAAGAAGCACGUGAGGAAACUCCACGACAGUGUGACCCCCGGAGUUCCCUCCACAAAGGACUUGCCCCGGACGGUGCAGAGCUGAAAGCUUCCGGCUCUGAGAAGGACCUGGUUCUUCACCCUCCACACCGCCUGCCCCUCGGAGACUGGAGAGAGAGACACUGAUUUCUAAGAUUUAAAUAGAUAUAUAUAUAUAUAAAUAUAUAUAUAUAUAUACAUACAGCAGAGAGGUUAGAUCUAUUUAUCGAGACCAACAUCUAUUUUGGAAAGCUAAAACGUCUCCCUAUGACUUAGGGAGCAGAAUUGUACAAACACACACACACCCCCACGUGUGUAGAUAGAGGGGGAAACUUAUUUAAAGAGAAGUCCUGGACCUCAGAGCUCCCCGGAGACAUUUUAUUGGGGGGUGACAGAGGGUGGGGGGAGGGUAGACUAUCUGAACCUAACUUUUCCACACUGGCUGAAUAUAAGGGAGCUGUAUGAUGAGCCUAUCCACUUUCUACAUUUCUGUAAAUUUCCAUGUACGAUCGAUUAAGGAAUAUAUCUAUAUAUGAUUAUAAUAAACCGAUUCCAUUCGCAAGAGUCUUGUUUGCCCUCUCCCCAACAUUGGGAGAGGACCAUGGAGGGAAAUGUUUCUCCUUUCCUGUUUCCUUCCUUGUAUCCUAUCCAUUCUUCCUUCUUUCGUCCCCCUCCACUUUUCUUCCUUCCCUCCAUCCUUUUUCUUUCUCCUUUUUUCUUUCCCUUCAUUCCUUCCCUCCUUCCUUCCUUCCUUCCUUUUUCCCUCCCUUCCUCCAUCCCUCCCUCCCUGCAGCUGAUGUUCUGACCAUAUUUCCAAAAGUUAUCUUUUGUAUUUUUCAAGCCAGCCGGGAGCUUGACUGAAGGAGAUGCGCUGGAAGCGGAGUAGGAAGAGAAACCUCCAAACGACUGUGGGGUGCUCUUGGGUAACUGAGCUGGCACACUGGUGGGCUGGAGGGGGUGUGGGGCACCUAUUGAACUCUGUGGUUGGGGAAAGGCAUACGAAAAUAUCGAAAUACUUUGCUUUAUUCUGUUGUCUUGUGUUUAACUAACGUGUGACCUACAGUGAGACGAGCCUUCCAGAGGAAAGAAUAGCCGUUACGCCAGGGUGUUGAAUUUCCUACGCAGGACCAGGGGCGAAAUGUGUUCGUGUUGUAGGAAAAAUACAGUGUAGCCGGGCCAGGAAGCACCUGUUUGCUGGACUGCUCUGCGGGGAGAAGUUUCUUCUGUUUCUCUAGCUGGGGAAAUUGGUGGGGAAAGUGGGAAGAGUGUGGGAGAAGGGAGGGCGGGGAGCGGCGAUGACGGCGCGGUGCACGUAGGUGCGCCCCUGCUCUUCCAACUGCAUUGGCCCGUGCGCAUUUCCGGUCUACUCCUCCUCCUCCUUUCAUUUACUUACCUGGGCGUUCGUUCACAGAGCUUGGUCUGCUACUACCGCAACCCCAGAAAGGCCGAGGGCAGUCUCCGAGACUGGCCGCUUACUCCCCAACGGCAUAUGUCC
This is a messenger RNA of Dromiciops gliroides (monito del monte), 3449 nucleotides long. RefSeq names its product FEZ family zinc finger 2 (gene FEZF2). The coding region runs from base 645 to 2021 and encodes 458 amino acids. Lineage: Eukaryota; Metazoa; Chordata; Mammalia; Microbiotheria; Microbiotheriidae. The record is from RefSeq and is a predicted model, not a curated record. Gene Ontology annotation, cellular component: nucleus. The transcript has 6 exons.